GAAAGUAAUGAGGUGAAACAAAACUGAAAUUUCGACAAGAGGAAAGCUACGUCGAGAAAUGUUGCGUUAGCUUGGCUGGAGCAAGGCUGACUGGUUUAGCGGAUCAUCAUCAGCCCAACGACAUGCUUGUUUUUGUGGUUUUUCAAGUCUUGUUCACCCUGGGCGCGUCAUUCGAUAUUUUUGACGAAAACUGCUUAAUUUCGACCAAUUUAUUGAGAAGGCGACAUGGUGUUCCAGACCUCACUUGGUCAGAAGCUCUCGCAGCUGAUGCUCGCACAUGGGCAACUUUCUUGGCUGAAAGUGACACUUUCGAACACGAUUAUAGCAGUAUGCAAGACAAACACCAAGGAGAAAAUUUGGCUUUCUUCAAGCCGUACAAGGCGAAGUGUCAAGGACCCAAGAGGGACGACUGCGUUCAGUGUCGAGAGAUUGUUGACGGCUGGUACGAUGAGGUCAAAAAUUAUGACUUUGGAAUGGGAAAACCCAAAACGCCCGGGGGCGUGGUAAUGCAUUUUACACAGGCAAUAUGGAAAAACUCCCGUCAGUUUGGUAUUGGAACUGCAAAGAGCAACAAGUACGGUUUCAUAGCUGUGGCUCGGUACAGUCCUCGUGGAAACAGAGGGGGACCCGCCAUUUUUAAAGACAAUGUUUUUCCUCCGGGAACCAUUUCAGACCCGACAGCUUCAGUCAAUACUUCUACCCAGUCCCCUCCAACGCCCACUAGGCCAGGGACUCUUCUUAUGAACGACGCGACUGCUGCCGCUACCCCUGCAUCAGGCGGAGGUAGCAUCCCCACUCCACUGCCUUCGGCCACUUCACCAAACACUGGUGUGCCGAAAAACGGCAGCGCUACUGUUUUUCCGCCAACUCGAGAACCACCCGGUCCUGCACCGAAAAAUAACUCUCAGUGCCAAUAUUUUGUGGUGAACAGUACGACCUCCACUUAUGCCGUUGUUCAAAAAUGUCGUGGUAGACCUAACGUCACCUUAAUUCCCGAAGGGAAUAUGACAACUCCCAAACCAGAACAAUCUACGGGAAUAACAACAACUCAAACAGUCCCAACAACAGCGCAACCAGAAACAUUAACGACAACAAAAACCACGGCUGGUUCACAAUCAACAAAAACCACUGCCCCGACCACUGGAACAUUAAAACCAGAAUCAACAACAGCUACAACUGUUAGUCCUGAGGUAACGACGGACGAAACAACCAUGACCGCUACCACAAAACCUGAGCUAAUAACUACACAAACAACCACAACCACGCUGAAACCAGAACAGACAUUCCCAACUUCCUCACUGUCACUAACCCCACCAGAAACAACGGCAAGUACAACUACGACGAGUAGUUCAGAGAUCACAACAUCAAAACCAACGACUACGCCUCCUCCACAACAAUUUCCGGCAACUACGCCUGCACAGACAACACCAACUACAGGAACCACGAUGAAACCAGAUCUGACCACCACUUCAUCUACACUAAAUUCUGAGUCCACAACUACAACUGGGACACCCACAACUAAGAAUCCUCCACAAACGUUUCCUGAACAGACAACACCUACCCCAGGAACCACUUUAAAACCACAGAUGACAACUGCUUCCUCGACAGCGGGCCCAGAACAAACAACUUUGACUACGACUACCACAAGUAAUCCUCCACAGCAAUUUCCAACAACACCUGUACAGACAACAUCAACAUCUGAGACAACAACAAAACCAGAAUUAACAAAACCGUCAUCCACGGGAAGCCCUGGAGAAACAGUACCCACAACUACUCCUCCUCAACAGUUUCCGACAACAGCUGCACAGACAACGCCAACGACUGUAACGACUACAAAGCCAGAGUUGACGUCACAAACGAUUUCAUCUGCUAGUAAACCAUCAGGAUUAUCAACCACCGCAUCCACAGAAAUAACAACAAGUCAAGGGGCAACAACACCGACUGUAACAACAUCAACAGGUAAAACAACAGCCAGACCAACAACAAAACCUUCCACUUUAUCCAGUGCUCAAACAACAACUGGUACUACGUUGUCAACAUUGACAUCAACAACAACAGUAGGACAAGAAACAACGAAACCCACAACAAAACCAGGGAUAACAAAUAUUACGACAACACAAACGACCAAAUCUACGGUUACAACAGGUACAGAAUGUCACUGCAAGACUGGAGAAGGACACGGUCCAAAGCCUACCUCAGUCCCACUGACGACGAAGCCUCUGCCUUUAAACCCAUGCGAGCCAAAUCCUUGCAAGAACGGUGGCACCUGUGAAGUAAAGGAGGGCAAUGCCACCUGUACGUGUCCUGAGGGAUACUGGGGUCCUCUUUGUCAAGAUAGAGGCCCCAAUGCUGAUGAAAGUAAAGAUGCGUUGAUGCUUCACAACAUGUACAGAGCAAUGCACCAGGCCCCGUUGUUAACUUGGAACAAGGAAAUGGCAGCAAAAGCGCAGGACUGGGCCGACAAAUUAGCCAGAGAACAGAGACUUAUACAUGAGAACGAGAGUGCGACUGAUUAUGGUGAAAAUCUGGCCGAGGUUGGCAGUGAUGAUAAGGCAUUACUGCGGGCAAUUGAUGCAUGGUACACCGAAGUGGGACUGUACAACUUUAAAGAGCCUAAAUUUUCAAAGGACAGUGGCCAUUUUUCACAGUUGGUUUGGGGUGCUUCAAAUGAGCUUGGAAUGGCAAAGGCAAAAACCAAAGACAACUUAAAUGUGUACGUGGUGGCGCGAUACAAACCAGCCGGAAACGUAGUCAAUCUGUUUGAAUCAAAUGUAAAGCCUAAACAGUAAGAUUUACGACUAAAAAGAAACUUUAACUUUCUCUCAAUAACUUUUUAUGGAAGAAAAUCUGAAUAGGGCGAUGUUAGCUGUAAAUGCAGAUGA
Pocillopora verrucosa is the source of this 2882-nucleotide messenger RNA. The record is from RefSeq and is a predicted model, not a curated record. NCBI's taxonomy places the organism in Eukaryota, Metazoa, Cnidaria, Anthozoa, Scleractinia, Pocilloporidae.